AUGCCUACGCUUAGUUCCGUCCUUCCAAUCUUCGCUCUGUUAAUCAGUUCUUCCUGUUUUCAAUGUCAGCCAACUUCGACAGCCUCAAGUCCAAGCGGCUCGAGUACUAUCCUUUCAAACAUCACGACUCCCUCGACUUACACGUCCCUUUUAACUAACACGUCCCUUCCAACUAACACAUCUGUCGCAACUGAUACAUCAACCGAUUUUCGAGAUCCUUGCGCCCGGCUACCACUCACGCCUGAGUUAUGGCAAUCGCUGAACCUGGACGAUUAUUUACUGAAUUUCCCUGGAGGAAAAAAUUUAUCUCUCGAGUCUUUUGCCGAAAAAGUAGGAGCCACUAACUUCGAGUGCGGAAUCGGAAAAAUGUGCAAUGCUAACCAGAUAUGCUUGCCAGUUCGCGGUCGGGAUUGGUAUAUCCUUGUAGCUGUCCAAAACUGGAACUCACUUAACAAUCAAAUGUACCAAGCAACUGCUUUCGCAUUGAACAUCAUCGAAGGCUUAGCUUCAUCAAUUGUGAAUGAUUAUGCGCCGCAUCAACCUGAUGUUCUUAUGAUAGGCGGUACGUUCAUGGGUGACGUUGCUGGCCUAUUUGGCGCCAUCCCCGGCUUCGUUUUCCCGGCUGUGAUGGCCUUCAUUGGGGGCACACUUUGGCCAUUCAUUCAGGGUGGCACCGGUUUUGCGACGGGAUUAUACUGGACGUACCACAAUGUGUACGCUAAGCUUCCAUCCGAUGAAUUCUCCAAAACGAUGGAUGUGAAUUAUCUGCUAUCAAACGCUCAAGCGGACACUCAAGCAAAACUCUCAGAGGCUACAAAAAAAGUCCUUGAUAACGGUAUCAGCACGGACGAAGGAAUCUACGGCGCCUUGAAGGGUGGGGUUUUCCUCAACAACCACUUCUCGGAUAACGAACGUUCCGAAGAUGACAUACGAAGUGCAAUCUCUGAUGUGGCCCGGGCACGGCUGAUUGCAGCUAUCUGGAAAGCCACUAAGUUUUUCGUAGUAAGGGGACAUAAACCAUGCACCCAAGAUGGACCGAAUGGCGCCAUGCCUGGUGAUGAUGUGUUUUCCUAUUGCAAUGCUGACGGAAUGAUGAUGAAUAUUGUGCAGUCGGCUAAAGGCAAACUGCUUGAACAUUUCCCAUCAGCGAAGUUACUUUCUUCCAAAUAUAAUCUCACGACGCAGUACUUUGUUGAGCAUUCUUGGGGUUGCCAAGAAAAGUAUGGAAGUUACAGUUACGAUCCAUAUAAAAAAACAAUACUUCCCCCAAACCCAGACGCUGAAUGUAUUUGUAGGCGCUUACCAACCUCUUUUUUGAACUCAUCAAAGAUAUACAAAAAGCAGCAAAGAGGACAGGAGUGCUCAAAGCCUGUCGAGACGUUGGCCAGCUCCCGGGUAUUUGAAGUGCCCUGUAUCAUAAUAAAAAUCUAA
This is a messenger RNA of Puccinia triticina, 1431 nucleotides long. RefSeq lists its product as uncharacterized. The transcript is spliced from 11 exons. Bases 1 to 1431 code for a protein of 476 amino acids. The record is from RefSeq and is a predicted model, not a curated record. Lineage: Eukaryota; Fungi; Basidiomycota; Pucciniomycetes; Pucciniales; Pucciniaceae.